AGCUCGCAGGGAACUUGCUGACUGCACCGAUCGGGAGGCGAGCGGGGACAGGGGAGGCCGUAGAACUCUCGGAUCUCCCCCGUUCCAUCUGGGCUCCCGGGGAGCUCGCGCCCUCGCACAGCAGCGGCGCCUCCUCCUCCUCCUCUUCCCCCCUCCGCCCCCCACCCCACCCCCACCCCCGUUUUCUUUUCUCUCCCUCUCUCUUUUUUUUUUUUUUUUUUUUUGCAAAGGCGCUGGGCGGCGCCACCCUCCGGCCAGAGCGCCGCACUACACAACCCCCUCCGACUUUCAAUGUUCCACACUCCCCGGCCAGAGCCUCCUCUGCUUCUUUUUUUUCCUCCCCCCCCUUCCCCCCUCCCGGCUGCUUCCAUUUCCUUAAGGAAGGGUUUUUUUUUUCUCUCCCUCCCCCACAUCUUAGCUGCGUGUAAGCGGGACAGGACGGCGGUGAAGUUUUCAGAGAAAUAACUUGACCAAGAUGUCCAGUGAUAGGCAAAGGUCAGAUGAUGAAAGUCCAAGUACCAGCAGUGGUAGUUCAGAUGCAGAUCAGAGGGACCCAGCAGCUCCAGAACCUGAGGAACAAGAAGAAAGAAAACCAUCUGCCACCCAGCAGAAGAAAAACACCAAACUCUCUAGCAAAACCACUGCUAAGUUAUCUACUAGUGCUAAAAGAAUUCAGAAAGAGCUAGCUGAAAUAACCCUUGAUCCACCUCCGAACUGCAGUGCUGGGCCUAAAGGAGAUAACAUAUAUGAAUGGAGAUCAACUAUACUUGGACCACCAGGUUCUGUAUAUGAAGGUGGUGUGUUUUUUCUGGAUAUCACAUUUUCAUCAGAUUAUCCAUUUAAGCCACCAAAGGUUACUUUCCGUACCAGAAUUUAUCACUGCAACAUCAACAGUCAGGGAGUCAUCUGUCUGGAUAUCCUUAAAGACAACUGGAGCCCUGCUCUGACUAUUUCAAAGGUUUUGCUGUCUAUUUGUUCCCUCUUGACAGAUUGCAACCCUGCUGAUCCUCUGGUUGGAAGCAUAGCCACUCAGUAUUUGACCAACAGAGCAGAACAUGACAGGAUAGCCAGACAGUGGACCAAGAGAUAUGCAACAUAAAUGGCGUCUUUUUUUGCUCAGUGCGAAGAAGCAGGAGGCCUCUUUACACUGUGCAGCAAAUCUUUAUAGCCUUUACAAUACGGACUUCUGUGUAUAUGUUAUACUGAUUCUACUCUCUGCUUUUAUCCUUUGAAGACUGGGAGACUGCCCAAAAAGGUAAAUGCUGUCACGAGUAGAACUUUGUAGCUGUAGAUUAGUUAUGUUUAAAAUGCCUACUUGCAAGUCUUGCUUCUUUGGGAUAUCAAAAUGUAUUUUGUGAUGUACUAAGGAUACUGUUCCUGAAGUCUACCAAAUAUUAUAGUGCAUUUUAGCCUAAUUCAUAAUCUGUAUGAAGUUAUUAAAGUAGCUUGUAGAUGACUAGAAAUUAUGUCAUUUGUAUUAAACCCAGAUCUAUUUCCAAUUAUGUGGUACAUGCUGUUGUGGAAAAUGUUUUACCUUUUACCUUUGUCAGUUUGUAAUGAAAGGAUUUCCUUUUACCCUUUGUAGCUCAGAGAGCGAGCACCUAAUGUAUCAUCUCGAACACAAUAAACAUGUUCCCGGAGGUGUAGUUUCCUUGUCUUAAUGUUCUAAGUUAAUCUUUGAAGGGAUUUAUAGAUCAACAGUAGAUAUAUCUGGUAUAUUUAUGGACAAGAUAAAAAUGCUGGGCACACUAUUAAGUGCUAAUUGUGGAACCUUAAAUAUUUAAUUUUUAUUAAACCUAAUUGAAAGUAUAAACUUGCUCCCCUGAGUUAUAAUGAGCUUAACCUGUAACUACUGGAGGUUCUUUGGACCACCCUGGGUCAUAUAAAAAGCCCUAUGCAGGGCUAAAAGAAAUAAAACAUCUUAGAUAACUCAGGUUACUCAAAAUAUAAAUUAUGUUAUUUCAGAGCCGGAGGGGAUGUUAAGGGAUCAUUUCAUCCAGUGAUGUCAAACUCAGAAUAGAAAAGCAGACCACUAAACUGUACAUAUGAAUCCUUGUGGGCUGCAUAUUGACUUAGAAAACCACAAAUUAACAUUUUUUAUGGUUUUUUUUUACUGUAUUUUUAUUUAGUUAAAUUUUCCCAAUUAUAUUUUAAUCUUGUUCAGGCCUCACUUUGGGAGUGUUGUGGGCUGCAGUGACGCCUCAAUGUGUGGCAGACAACUCUGAUCUGGUCCAAAAACUUCAUUUUAUAGAUGGGGAAACUGAGUUCUAAGAGUUGAAGUGACUUCCUUAGGUUGUAACAGGCAGGCAGUUAGUGGCUGAGCCAGGACUAGAAUUCAGUGCUUCUUAUUCUAAGUUCUAACCCAGAGUGCUUUCCACUAUAACUUGUUGCCUUUGGGAUUUUUUGCUUCUGGGUUGAAGUCUAUCAAAUCAAUAAUAUUAGAUAUUACUGGCUUGAGAUAGUAAUGUCUCUUAUAUUUUCUUGUGAAUGGGCCAUUUUUUUCCCCUCUCAUUUGAUGCUUCUGCUGGACUUCAGUUUUUAUAGAAUGCCAUUCAUUCACAUUAUUAAUAUUAAUUUCAGCAGAAAUACUAGGACAAAGUUAAGCAAAAAAAAAGAAUUGAUUAGUCAUUAAGUUAGAAUGGAUUUGUAGAAUUCGUGUGGAGAAGCACAUAAUAGUAUUGCUUUUUUUUAAAAUCCACUUUAGUGUUUUUAAAUGUCAUAGUCCUACCCAUCUUGUGGUUGCAUUUAUUAGCAAUCAGGGAUCUUUUGUUUUUAUUGCAAUUUUCACAAUUGGGAGUAGAAUUAAGAAAGUCCUAUUUUGUGAUUAGGAUAACUUUUGAGAUAUUAUUGUCUAAUAACAUAGUUGGAAUCCCAGAAUAAUUUUAUAAAGGUCUCUUCUCUAGUUACUGAAUACAGCUCCCAGAUCAAAAAUCUCUGGCAUAAAGUUCAUGGUAUGUAGCUCUUAAUAGGAAAAUUGAUUCAAGGUCAGAAAACAGCCCCUUCUUAGUUGUGUGCACUGUCACUAAGAGUGCCUCUAAGUGUACGUGGAAAAUAGUUUUGUUAAAGUAGAAAAGUCUUAGAGGAAUGUGUGCAAAGAUAAAAUUAUACUUUUGUGUCUACCUUUCAUCGAAACCCUCUUUACUAAGGGAAAUGGGUUAAAAAAUAAAUACAUUAGUGUUGCACUUGCAUACUCAACGUUGGCUCUCUGAAAAUCCUUCAGUGUAGCUGGUUUGAGGAGUGAAAAUAUACUUUUGAGGUCCUGCUCACGUUGUACCAGUGGGUUUUAUCCCAUUCACCAGACUGAGAAAAUGAGGUGUUUAACCAUUCCUACUUUCUACUGUACUGCUGCCACCCCUGUGCCCACUUCCCAUGAAAUAGGGGACAAAAAUGUCAUGAUUUUCUGUAUGCAUUAGGCAUAUGCAAAUUUCCAAAUGCUAAAAUGGGAUGGACAGGUAAGUUUUGGGUUAGAGAGAAGGUUGUUGAGAUUUUUUUCUUAGAGCCUAGUUUAAGCACCACUGCUCAGUGAGAAAAGAAUGAUUUCAAUAUAAGGGUGCUUAUAAAUGACCUAUAGGUACUUAACUGCUUAACCACAUCACUUCAGCUUUCUAAAAUUUCACAUUCUUCCUUCUUCUAUAUUCUGGCCCCCUAAAUCAGUGUUUAGCAGGUAUAGCCAGAGAUAAACUGAAUCAUGUUUUAUCAUCACGUAAACUUUGCCCACACCUACUAGAAACACAGGUUUGAAAGAUAUUUUUGUUAUAAGUCACCGAGAGUUCCUCAAAAUGGUCAUAGCAUGACAUGAGGAGUUCAUAUUAUAUGACAGAAGAACUUGCACUCAUGUCUACAGUAUCCCUUUAGAGUGAUGGUUUGAUGUAGUCCAAAAGAAUUGGAAUCUAGUCCUGGUUCUACCAUUACUUAGCUUUGUAACUUUAGGCAAAUGACUUAAUCGCUCUCCUCCUCAGUUUCUUCCUCUGUUAAAUGAAUGCUGAACCAAGUCAGUCUCUAAGCUCCUUCUGACUUUAACAUUCUGUGAUUUCAUUACAUACAACAAAAGCAAAACCUCAGUGACACUACAUUUAUUACUAUAUUUAUUUUGUGCUUGUGAGGUUUCCAUCUUGGUAAAGCUAUGAAAGAGAUGUCAUCAAACAGGUGGCUGGCUCUGUGUAAAGCUGCUCUGUUAAUAAGCGUCACUUAAGGUUGGAUUAAGCAAAAGGUAUAAUUAGUACCACCUAUUAGUUGCUUUUAUAGCAUCAUCAACUAAUUUUUAUUGAACACUCUCUUUGAAGCUUUGCUCCCAACUUGUCUCUUUUCUGUAUAAACUUAAAUUAAUAUUAUAAUAUUAAUUUGUAUCUUGACAACUUUUCAGGCAAAAGUUAGUUUUUCUUUUAAUCCAUUUUAUUUUUAAUGUUCUAUUUUAAUAUCUCAGAAACUUUUUAAAAAUUAUAAGCUCACUUAUUUUUAGCAGCUAUAAAAAAUCUUCACUCCCUCCGCCCCCCAUGAAAAGCAGAAAAUUACAUCAUAGUUAUCAGGUAUCAGAGGUUUUUUUUAAUUUGGGAGAUUAUUUGAGAGCUCAGUGGGUUCAUCAUGUAGGUAUAAAUUUCCAUAAUUUUUAUCUUUUUAACUUUGUGCCUUUUAAUAGAAUUUAUAUGGUAAUUAAUGUUGGUUUGAGUAAAGAUUGUUAUAAAUAUUUGAAAAUGACACUAAUUUGUUUAUCCAACUGCUAAAUAUUCAUCCACAGACUUUUGUAUUGUGGACUAAGUCAAAUAUUCAAUAACAAAUGCAUAAUUUUUUUUCAUAGAACUAUCAGGGUAUUCUAGUGUUAUAUUAUAUAUUCACUAAUAUUUACAAAAUACAUCGGUGUGUUAAAAUUUAAGUGAGUUUAACAUUUACAAUAGGAUGUAAAUAUGUUGUCCUUUGUAAUAAGGAACUUUGAAGUUUUAUUUAUUUUCUGAUGUUAAAGGUGUUUGUAGGGCCUUGAGUUAAUAUUCUACCUUUGUCAAUGUUUGGCUUGUUUAUCACAAUAUAAAAUAACCACCCUUAACUACAGAUUUUGAGUAUGAGUCCUACUGUUAACAGAUUUCCACCUAAAUUACUGUGCUGUUGGCAUGUGAUACAGACUUACUCAAUCUAUACUUAUGUUGUGUCCCUGGACAGAAUUUUAAUGACAUGACCUGGAACAUCAUGAAUUGAUUUUUUUUACACCAAUGCAAAUUAAAAAAUAAAUUACAUGAUAAUUCUUUGAUAAUUA
Trichosurus vulpecula (common brushtail) is the source of this 5245-nucleotide messenger RNA. RefSeq names its product ubiquitin conjugating enzyme E2 E3 (gene UBE2E3). The record is from RefSeq and is a predicted model, not a curated record. The transcript has 6 exons. Gene Ontology annotation, cellular component: nucleus. Gene Ontology annotation, biological process: protein polyubiquitination. Bases 476 to 1099 code for a protein of 207 amino acids. Gene Ontology annotation, molecular function: ubiquitin conjugating enzyme activity. NCBI's taxonomy places the organism in Eukaryota, Metazoa, Chordata, Mammalia, Diprotodontia, Phalangeridae.